AUCGCAUCACAAGUAAAUAGAAUUGCGUUUUGUUUUUCGGAAGGUAUACCUGCUCUUGGAGGGUCACUGAUCGGGAAAGACUCGUGGUGCCUAGAUGGUGAGUCACUCCAUGUGAAUUUAGACGACGUCAACGUGAGGUAUAACGUGGCCGCAGUGUGUGCGCUGGUGUCGUGUGAUGAGAGCAGUCGUACAGUGAAAGUGCAGUACAACGGUAGCGACGAAUGGCACAACUGCCCCGAAGGUGAGUCCAUCGAAGCAAAGCCACCUACGUUCAAAAGCGGCCAUAUCAAGUGUCCCAAUUACACUGAAGUGUGCACCAUUGCCUCCAACGGCAGCAGUCUUAUUACAGUGGUCGAUCCACCCACUGAUCCGACACCCCCUCCUGAUGGUGAUGGUGGUGGUGGUGGUGACAAUGAUGGUGAUGAUGCUGGUGGUGAUGGUGGUGGUGGUGGUGAUAAUGUUGGUGACGACAAUGCUGGUGGUGGUGGUGGUGGUGGUGAUAAUGUUGGUGACGACAAUGCUGGUGAUGAUGACAAUGCUGGUGGUGGUGGUGGUGGUGGUGGUCAUGGUGAUGGGUGUGCCACUGCUUCCCCCAUCGCUUUGUCAGCUCUUGCCCUCAUGGUUAUCACGCCAAUGUUAUUACCGUAA
Trypanosoma theileri is the source of this 648-nucleotide messenger RNA. Its product is annotated as surface protease GP63. The annotation marks the transcript as partial. The transcript has a single exon. Gene Ontology annotation, cellular component: membrane. The record is from RefSeq and is a predicted model, not a curated record. Lineage: Eukaryota; Euglenozoa; Kinetoplastea; Trypanosomatida; Trypanosomatidae. Gene Ontology annotation, molecular function: metalloendopeptidase activity. Gene Ontology annotation, biological process: proteolysis; cell adhesion.